Salarias fasciatus (jewelled blenny) is the source of this 1665-nucleotide messenger RNA. RefSeq names its product collagen alpha-2(IV) chain-like. Lineage: Eukaryota; Metazoa; Chordata; Actinopteri; Blenniiformes; Blenniidae. The record is from RefSeq and is a predicted model, not a curated record. Bases 1 to 1665 code for a protein of 554 amino acids. The transcript is spliced from 12 exons.
AUGGUGUUCCAGGUGACGGCGUUCCAGGUGUUGGCGUUCCAGGUGACGGUGUUCCAGGUGACGGUGUUCCAGGUGUUGGCGUUCCAUGUGACGGUGUUCCAGGUGUUCCAGGUGACGGUGUUCCAGGUGAUGGCAUUCCAGGUGUUCCAAGUGAUGGUGUUCCAGGUGUUCCAGGUGACGGUGUUCCAGGUGACAGCGUUCCAGGUGUUGGCGUUCCAGGUGACGGUGUUCCAGGUGCUCCAGGUGAUGGUGUUCCAGGCGUUCCAGGUGACGGUGUUCCAGGUGACGGCGUUCCAGGUGUUGGCGUUCCAGGUGACGGUGUUCCAGGUGCUCCAGGUGAUGGUGUUCCAGGCGUUCCAGGUGCUCCAGGUGAUGGUGUUCCAGGUGCUCCAGGUGACGGCGUUCCAGGAGUUCCAGCCAGGUGACGGUGUUCCAGGUGAUGGUGUUCCAGGUGUUCCAGGUGUUGUGACGGUGUUCCAGGUGAUGGCAUACCAAGUGUUCCAGGUGAUGGCAUUCCAGGUGUUCCAGGUGGCGGUGUGUUGGCGUGAUGGCAUUCCAGGUGUUCUAGGUGACAGUGUUCCAGGUGAUGGCAUUCCAGGUGUUCCAGGUGAUGGCAUUCCAGGUGUUCCAGGUGAUGGCGUUCCAGGUGUUCCAGGUGACGGUGUUGCAGGUGUUCCAGGUGACAGUGUUCCAGGUGACGGUGUUCCAGGUGCUCCGGGUGCUCCAGGUGAUGGUGUUCCAGGUGAUCCAGGUGACGGUGUUCCAGGUGUUCCAGGUGAUGGUGUUCCAGGUGACGGCGUUCCAGGUGUUGGCGUUCCAGGUGACGGCGUUCCAGGAGUUCCAGGUGACGGUGUUCCAGGUGAUCCAGGUGACGGUGUUCCAGGUGAUCCAGGUGACGGUGUUCCAGGUGUUCCAGGUGACGGUGUUCCAGGUGUUCCUGGUGUUCCAGGUGACGGUGUUCCAGGUGAUGGUGUUCCAGGUGUUCCAGGUGUUCCAGGUGAUGGUGUUCCAGGUGACGGCAUUCCAGGUGUUCCAGGUGACGGUGUUCCAGGUGAUGGCAUACCAAGUGUUCCAGGUGAUGGCAUUCCAGGUGUUCCAGGUGGCGGUGUUCCAGGUGUUCCAGGUGACGGUGUUCCAGGUGUUCCAGGUGACGGUGUUCCAGUUGUUCCAGGUGACGGUGAUCCAGGUGACGGCGUUCCAGGUGUUGGCGUUCCAGGUGACGGUGUUCCAGGUGAUGGCGUUCCAGGUGUUCCAGGUGACGGUGUUCCAGGUGAUGGCAUUCCAGGUGUUCCAGGUGAUGGUGUUGCAGGUGUUCCAGGUGACGGUGUUCCAGGUGAUCCAGGUGACGGUGUUCCAGGUGAUCCAGGUGACGGUGUUCCAGGUGUUCCAGGUGACGGUGUUCCAGGUGUUCCAGGUGACGGUGUUCCAGGUGUUCCAGGUGAUGGUGUUCCAGGUGACGGCGUUCCAGGUGUUGGCGUUCCAGGUGACGGCGUUCCAGGAGUUCCAGGUGACGGUGUUCCAGGUGAUGGCGUUCCAGGUGUUCCCGGGGUUCCAGGUGACGGUGUUCCAGGUGAUGGCAUUCCAGGUAUUCCAGGUGAUGGCAUUCCAGUUGUUCCAGGUGAUGGCGUUCCAGGUGUUCCAGGUGAUCCAGGUUCCAACAAUUGA